Beta vulgaris subsp. vulgaris (sugar beet) is the source of this 1497-nucleotide messenger RNA. Its product is annotated as probable carbohydrate esterase At4g34215. The coding region runs from base 607 to 1353 and encodes 248 amino acids. The record is from RefSeq and is a predicted model, not a curated record. The transcript has 2 exons. NCBI's taxonomy places the organism in Eukaryota, Viridiplantae, Streptophyta, Magnoliopsida, Caryophyllales, Amaranthaceae.
AAAAUAGUUAUUAGGCCUGGGAUAUGCCUUGGGUAAGAAAAAAUUUCAUUUAUUAAUAUAAUAUUUUAUGAUAAUAACACUAAAUACAACUUAGCCUAGUUGUUAGAACUUUGAUAUAUGUACUUGAGGUUUCGGGAUCAAAUUCUAUACUAUGCAAUUUCUUAAUUUUUUUUUAUUAUAUGUGGAUUACAUGAAUUAAAACUCUCUACGAAGAGCGUCACGUGGCACAGUUUCUUGUUUUCGCACGCAUUAUAGAAAUAUUGGCAUGUGGACGUUUGUUUAGUAAUUAAACUGUCACUUGUUUAUAGUCAUGGAAAAACUAAUGAAAAGAAUAUUUAAAUUUUGCAAAUUGCAAUGUUUAAACAUUGCAUAGAUCCCUAUACGGAGAUAGUGCAAAAUACAAGUAGAAUUUUUUUAAAAGAAUGGUCUCCAAGACACAUCUUCGAAAGGCACCAAGAUACUCAGGUAACAUGCAGAGCCUACAUUUACUAAUUUUUAUCAGCAGUUUCAGAGGAUGCAUUUUGGCAAGUUGCGAGUCAACCCAAGCUGAAACAAAGCACAUCACACAGAGAAAAAAAAAAAACAGCGUAAGAGAAAGAAGAAGUCAUGUCUUGUGAGACCUACAAACAUAUUUUCAUUCUCUCAGGCCAAAGCAAUAUGUCAGGCCGAGGAGGAAUUAUUAAAUACUCCGAAACUGACCAGCAUUGGGAUGGUGUGAUUCCACCAGAGUGUCAACCCCACUCUUCAAUCCUCCGCCUCAACGCGCACCUCUGUUGGGAGUUGGCGCGUGAACCUUUGCACGCUGAUAUCGACACACGUAAGGUUUGUGGGGUGGGACCUGGCAUGCCCUUUGCCAACGCGCUAAGGGAGCGUGUGUGUGGUACUCUUGGACUCGUUCCUUGCGCGGUAGGUGCGAGUGCAAUUAGCGAGUGGGCGCGUGGUACACCGUUGUACAUGAGUAUGGUGAAGAGAGUUAAAGUUGCUGUGAAGAAAGGUGGGGGUGAGAUUAGUGCAUUGUUGUGGUAUCAAGGAGAGAGUGAUACUUUGACAGAGCGUGAUGCGGACGCGUACAAAGUAAAAAUGGAGAAGUUUAUUUGUGAUGUUCGGAAGGAUCUUCAUUUGCCGUUGCUUCCAAUUAUUCAGGUCGCACUUGCAUCUGGAGUGAACGAAAGUUACAUAGAGAAGGUAAGAGAAGCACAACUUGGGAUCAAACUACACAAUGUGUUAUGUGUUGAUGCCAAAGGGUUAAAGCUCAACGAUGAUAAUAUACAUUUAUCGACUGAGGCCCAAAUUCAGCUAGGUCAAAUGAUGGCUAAUGUCUACCUUCACAAUCUUAAUCUUCCCUUGUCAUAGGUUGUAUGCCUAUAUGUAAUGUGUCAUGUGUUUGUUCAAUUAUGAAAAUGUUCACUAUUUUUAGUCCCAAUCAGAUGAUUGAAAAUACUAAGUAGAUCUCUUCAUAAGUGUUUUACCUAAAUCGUUUACUUCUUUUGUGUUUUC